Candoia aspera is the source of this 1045-nucleotide messenger RNA. RefSeq names its product RWD domain containing 2A (gene RWDD2A). The record is from RefSeq and is a predicted model, not a curated record. Lineage: Eukaryota; Metazoa; Chordata; Lepidosauria; Squamata; Candoiidae. Gene Ontology annotation, molecular function: protein binding.
UGUAAGGAUGUCUAGCAAAAUGAAAGACAGUCUUGGGCUUCAAGUGGCAGAAUUGGAAAUGCUUUUGUCUAUGUUUCCUAAUAAAGGAGAAAUAACUCUUCAAGAUGAAAAUAUUUUCCAGAAUAUUCAGAGGUACCUGGACAAUACAAGUGAAAGUCUGCCACCUAAAAUUGAGUAUUCAGUUGCUGUUCCUAUAAAUGAAACCAAGGCCAUUGUGGAUUUGCAGGUAGAUUUGCCUCUCAGUUACCCCUAUGUGACACCACAACUUUUUGCGAGAUCAAAUACACUAGACAGGCAACAACAGUUGCAGCUCAAUAAAGAUCUCACAUCUUAUAUUGCUUCUUUGGAGCCUGGAGAACUUUGUGUAUGUGCAGCUGUUCAGUGGUUACAGGACAACAGUACAUUCAGAGAACAAGACAGUGAAGUUUGUGAAAGAACGACGAGGAAAGAAGUAGUCAAAGCACAAUUUAAACAGAUGUGGAUUUACAGCCACCACAUAUACCGACAAGAACUGAGGAAAAAGAUUUUUGAAUAUGCAAAGAAAUUAAAUCUGACUGGUUUCUGCCUAGCUGGGAAGCCUGGGGUAAUCUGUGUGGAGGGCAUGAAAGAAAACUGUGAAGAGUUUUGGCGUAUUAUUAGGUAAACCAAUUGGAAACAUUCCUGCAAGCAUCUUGAGACUGGAGAAACAGAAGGAAAUGGGGAAAGUUUUCAUUUCUUUCAGACAUUUCAAGAUUUACAGUUUCAAGCCCAUGGUGAUUAUGGAUUAAGAAAUGACUAUCACAGGGACCUUGGUCAGUUCCUAGAAUUCCUUAAGGUACAUCAAAGUGAACAUAUAUUUCAGAUCUUGUUUGGCAUUGAAGGCAAAAGUCCUGACACUUAGCAUGAUUUCGUUCCCCUCUGGUUUUUGCCAGGUUUUGAGAUCUCCAAGCACCAAAUGAGAACAAGUGUGUUGGGAGGACACUUCUGGGUUAUUUUUGUGUGAAAUUGAGAGGGAGGGUUGGUGUGAUUAUGAUCAUCUUAAUAAAAUGCAGUCUUUGAAAUUUUA